GUUGACCAAUCAGGACACAGUAGGCGGGGCUUGUGGGCACGAGGGUUGGUUGAAGUUCUCAAGGUGCCAAACGUGUAGAAUUCGGUGCGAUUGUAAAGGAUGGACGUUUAUGGCAGUUUGAGUUUUUCUCCACACUUGUCAUGACUGAAGAGGAAAAAGAAAGCAUUUAGCUCUCAGAGUUAUGGAGGGGCACGAAGACGAGCGGUUUUGUGGGAAAUGGAGGGUCGCCUGCGGUUUGUACAACUACAACCUGAGGGAUGUGUUCACAUGGCGCCUGCUGAAGACCCUCCUGAUGGGGCAGGUGCUGUCUCUGCUGAUCUGUGGGACGGCGGUCAGCUGUCAGUACCUCGCUGAAGCCCGGGUGGAGACGCCGAUGCUGCAGAGCUUCCUGAACUACGCCAUGCUGCUGCUGGUCUACACCACCAUCCUCUGCACCCGCAAAGGAGACAGGAACAUCCUCCACAUCUUAAAAACCAAGUGGUGGAAGUAUCUGCUGAUGGGUGUGGCAGAUGUGGAGGCGAACUACACUGUGGUGAAGGCGUACCAGUUCACCACUCUGACCAGUAUACAGCUGCUGGACUGCUUCGUGAUCCCGGUGCUGAUGGUCCUGUCCUGGUUCGUCCUGAAGACCCGCUUCAGACUGGUCCAUUUUGUGGCCGUGGGGGUGUGUCUGCUGGGGGUCGGGGCCAUGGUGGGGGCCGACAUCCUGGCAGGACGGGACCAGGGAUCCACCAGCAGUGUGGUUCUGGGGGACGGUCUGGUUCUGCUGAGCGCCGUCCUGUACGCCGUGUCUAACGUCUGUCAGGAACAGACGGUGAAGAACCUGAGCCGGGUCGAGUUCCUCGGCAUGAUGGGACUCUUCGGGACCGUCAUCAGCGGAGCACAGCUAGCUGUUCUGGAAACUCAAGCAGUCGCAGCGAUCAACUGGGAUUUUCACACCUCCCUGUGGUUUGCAGUGUAUGCUCUGUGUAUGUACUCUCUGUACAGCUUCAUGCCGGUGGUGGUGAAGAUGACGAGUGCGACGGCGGUGAAUCUGUCCCUGCUCACCGCCGACCUGUUCAGCCUCUUCUGCGGACUCUUCCUCUUCCACUACAGCUUCUCCACGCUCUACAUCAUCUCCUUCGUGGUCAUCAUGGUGGGCUUCGUCAUGUUCAACGCCGUCCCGACGUACACAGCUCUGCCGGAGUCCGGAUCCAACGAGGAAAACCCCCCCGAGGAGGAGAGCUCCUCAGACCGGCUGCUGUCUGCAGGACCACAAGCUCAGACAGACCCAGAGAGACAAGACACCAAGAAGGCUGAGACCCAGAGACCAGAGACCCUCCCUGCAGAUGCUCUGUGACUGGUGGGGGAGGAGGAGGAGGAAGAGGAGGUGAAACCUGAGAGACUGCAGCAGGUGUGUUCAUACAGCAGGUCUCUGUGAAGACUGCCUGCUCUCACCCUGUUACAAAAGGACUCAAAGACAAAAAAUUCACUCUAUUUUAGAUUACAUUCUGGGGAUAUCAUUUGUUGUUCUUUUUAUUUGAAGGAGAAUGCUGGUGGAUGGUUUGCAUCGUUACAUUUUUUAAUUCCUAAUGGCGGGGUUUUCUUCCGUCAGACAGAAAGUUUGAAUAUUACAGAAAACGACAUCUCAACACCACAUCCUUAAUCUGAAACAAUAGCUGUUUUAUAAAUGAGAUUAUUUUAACUGCAUUGACCAAAAGUACUGCUCUUCAAUCAUUUUCACAGCAUGUUCAGAACCAAGGGAAAUGCACUAUGACAUCUGAACGCUUGUGGACCGUUUGCAUCCACACAUUGUGCUGGUUUUCUUCUCUCGGACAAAAAGUUCACUCUGUUUUUGGUUAUUUAGCGUUUUUAAUAUCAGGAAAAUGCUGUUUGUCAUCUCAACAGUUUGCAUCAUUUAUUUUUUAGCUUCCUUUGUUUUGGUAUGAAGAAAUCUCAACCUUUUUCUAAAGCUUGAUUAUUUUUUAAGGAGAUGUGUUUUUUAUUCACAUUAAUCAGAAGGACAUGUUUUAUUUCCUCAGACACAAAGUCCUCUUGUUUCUGUUACUGUGCAUUUCCUAUAUGGAAUGAAAACCCCUGUGGACAGUUUGCAUCGGCACAUUUUUCAUUCCUAGUUUUGAUUAUCUUUUAAAAGUAAAUAUUCUUUAUCGACACAAAGCCAAAUAUCUGUUACAGGAUGACGACGUGUCAAACACUGCACUUCUAUUUAUUGUGCCAAAACGUACAUGCUACUUCCUUUCUCCUUUUUUAAAAUGAGUAUAUGAGAUGUUUUGCACACUGCGUCAGCUGGUUUAGGUCUUUGAUCACUCUGCUGGAUUUUCAUGUUAGUUGCCUACACUGCUGUUACCAUUUAAAUUUGGUAAUUUACCAAAUAUUCUGUAAAUCACAGGGCUUUAUGUAAAGCGUGGAGAACUUUUAUACUAUUAAAUUACAUUUUUAUAUUCUC
Messenger RNA from Eleginops maclovinus (Patagonian blennie), 2446 nucleotides. RefSeq names its product solute carrier family 35 member F2-like. The record is from RefSeq and is a predicted model, not a curated record. NCBI's taxonomy places the organism in Eukaryota, Metazoa, Chordata, Actinopteri, Perciformes, Eleginopidae. Bases 182 to 1339 code for a protein of 385 amino acids. Gene Ontology annotation, biological process: transmembrane transport. Gene Ontology annotation, molecular function: transmembrane transporter activity. The transcript is spliced from 9 exons. Gene Ontology annotation, cellular component: membrane.